UAGCCACUAGCCAGAAUAAUACACGGUUAUCUCCUCCGAUCGGGAAAAGGCCACUAUGGAGGAGAGAUAAAGCGUGUUUGACUUAGAUAGCACAUAAACGAUUGCCUCAAAUCCACAGGAAAACAAAAAAAGUUGUUAUUGGAUAAAUACGUCUUCAUCCAUCUCAAACAAGCAGUCAUGAACGAGGAUUUUGACCGAGCUCCGGGAGCCGGGAGAACACGAAACCAUGUUCCAGCAGACCCCGGGUUCGCAGUACUUAACACCGGAGACGGUGGCACCAAAAGCACCCUGUUCAACCAAACGGAGCCGCUGAGGCAGCCGCGAACUUCUCCACCUUUUGGCGAGAGCAACACCGCCGGCGGCGCGAGCAGCGUCCUGGUGGGAGCAGGCAACGCACGACAAAGUUCGACCUCAAACUACGCAUCUGACUCCAGAGGGAGCAGAGACGUGGAUUCCUUGGUCAAGUCAUCGACUCUCUCGGCUAACGCUCCGGAGUUCGUCCCCUCGGGAAUGAUCUCGUAUGAAGAUCCUACCUAUUAUGAUGAUGACAGUGAACACUAUUACGGUGAACCGUCACUGGCAGAUGCAGUCUCAGAGUUUCUCGGUCACCUGAGCUCCUCCCCGGGCUCCUUCGAGUCAGACAUAGAAUACAUAAGUGGCACGCUCAAUUCCUGGGUCACUACUGAAGAGUUGUUGAAGGAGUUGGUGGAACUGGUCUUCACACAGUCUACUGCUAUUCCUAACUUCUCCUACACCGGAGCCAGGCUUUGUAACCACCUUUCCCAUCACCUCGCCUUCAGCGCACAAAGUGGCAACUUCCGUCAACUGCUACUGCAACGGUGUCAUACCGAGUAUGAAAAAAGAGAAGCAGCGGUUCGGGGCGAUCCAGACACUCAGAAGAAAUUUCACUCCUUCGUGCUGUUCCUGGGAGAACUCUAUCUGAAUUUGGAGAUAAAAAGUGUAAAGGGACCUCCGAACAGAGCAGACAUCCUCCUCGUUGCUCUGAAAGACCUGUUGGACAGUCUGCUGUCGAAUCCCGUGGAUGCAAAUCUGAUCUGCACGGUCAAACUGCUGAAGCUGACGGGGUCCAUUCUGGAGGAUGCGUGGAUAAAGCGCAGAAAGUAUCACAUGGAAGAACUGAUCCAAAGAAUUAGAACUGUUCUCCUGGAUGCUGCCUGCAGCAGAGAUGUGAAACAGAUGCUGCUGAAAUUAGUGGAGCUGAGAUCCAGUGACUGGGGCAGAGUCUCUGCUGCUGCAGCGUCCAGUAACGCAACUCCAGACAAUGACCCCAAUUACUUCAUGAAUGAACCUACGUUCUACACUGAAGAUGGUACACCGUUUACAGCAGCAGACCCAGAAAAAUACCAGGAAAUGCUGGACAGACAAGACUAUUUCCCUGAUUAUUAUGGAGAAAAUGGAAACGAAGAAUACGAGUUUGAGGACGAGAUGGACCCCGAGAUAGAAGAAGCGUACGAGAACUUUUGUUUAGAGUCGGAGAGGCAACGACAACAAUGACAGGAGUGUGGAAACCCGAGGGUUAAAGAGUGCGUGUUGUGCUUUUCUUGCUCUUUUGACUGGAAUGUUGCAAAGGAAACGCUGAAUCUUUAUUUUUUACUGCAAGCGGGCCUUUUAACAGCUGUUUAUCAUUUCACUCUGGAAACUUUAUUCAGUCAACAUUAUUAACGGGACAAUCGAUGGAAUAACAGUUCAAAACAAUACACUCUUUUUAAAUUUUGUUUAAAAUUUCCUCGUGAGUUGCUUUGUUUUAAACAAAAUGCCAUGAGGGGAAACGGAGUGCUGUGGAUGCUUUGAGUUAAUGCAUGAAAGACGGUUUUGUUUGAAGAAAUCUGCUCAUUAUUUACCAAGGACUAAUAAUUGCCACAUAACACAAGCCAGAAAUCAGAUUAUUUUUGUAAGAAAUGCACUAUAAAUGUGAGAGGCAGUUGUUUUUCCUCAUAUCUACACACGGUGGGAAUACAGUGUAGCCCUGUGGCUCAGUGUGAUGUUGCCAGCAUUAAGGAAUUCUAUUUAAAGGUUUUCACGUCUGUUUGGCUGUUUUCUUCAUUCGGUUCAGGACCUGUGGAAAAAGUUGUACAGUGAAAAAUGUUUUCUGGAACAGAAACCGCUCAAACUGAAGUUAUUUAAGAGAAAACGUUUUUUAAUCCAUUUGGACGUGAAAUUUAGAGCAUUAAUAAUUUGUUGUAAAAGCUCCAAAAGUCUCAGUAUUGAACUUGUUUAAUGCAAAUAUAUUUACACACACGUCACAGCUGCAGCGCAAGACUGAAUGACUGUUUA
Messenger RNA from Nematolebias whitei (Rio pearlfish), 2295 nucleotides. RefSeq names its product poly(A) binding protein interacting protein 1 (gene paip1). The record is from RefSeq and is a predicted model, not a curated record. Gene Ontology annotation, biological process: regulation of translational initiation. The transcript has 11 exons. NCBI's taxonomy places the organism in Eukaryota, Metazoa, Chordata, Actinopteri, Cyprinodontiformes, Rivulidae. Bases 178 to 1515 code for a protein of 445 amino acids. Gene Ontology annotation, molecular function: protein binding; RNA binding; translation activator activity.